Messenger RNA from Notothenia coriiceps (black rockcod), 300 nucleotides. RefSeq names its product 40S ribosomal protein S5-like. The record is from RefSeq and is a predicted model, not a curated record. Gene Ontology annotation, biological process: translation. The annotation marks the transcript as partial. Lineage: Eukaryota; Metazoa; Chordata; Actinopteri; Perciformes; Nototheniidae. The transcript has 2 exons.
AAAUGUUGUCCACAGAACCCCCUCCAGGUCCUGGUGAACGCUAUCAUCAACAGUGGGCCACGUGAGGACUCUACCCGUAUUGGGCGUGCUGGUACCGUCAGGAGGCAGGCUGUUGACGUGUCACCCCUCCGCAGGGUCAACCAGGCUAUCUGGCUGCUGUGCACAGGCGCAAGAGAAGCUGCCUUCAGGAACAUCAAGACCAUUGCAGAGUGCCUGGCUGAUGAGCUGAUCAAUGCCGCGAAGGUAACGGUUUAUUCACUUAUAGCAUGCUCACUAUCUGAUUGAAGAUAACUUGAUAUC